Molecule: messenger RNA, 2486 nt
Organism: Xiphias gladius (swordfish)
Lineage: Eukaryota; Metazoa; Chordata; Actinopteri; Istiophoriformes; Xiphiidae
Gene: prlrb
Product: prolactin receptor b
Exons: 9
Coding region: 183-1904 (573 amino acids)
Biological process (GO): cytokine-mediated signaling pathway
Cellular component (GO): external side of plasma membrane
Molecular function (GO): protein binding; cytokine receptor activity
Source: RefSeq, a predicted model, not a curated record
UCUGGCGCAGUGUGGCGCAUGGCUGAGGGCGGCUGCCCUUUUCCGCCCGUGGUCGUGUCGGCGCCCGCCGGACCUAGUUCAGACACCGGGGAGCGAAGGUCGGAACCCGUCCUGACUUGGUGUGUGAGGUAAAAACAAGACACCACAGCCAAGCCACGGGAUCAUAUCACCUCAUUAACCGCAUGCUGGUGACACUUUUUCGGGCCCACAAUGUGACAGUUUGUGCCAGGAUGAGGAGAGAUCUUGGGCUGGCACUGCUCCUGCUGCUGUCUGCAGCUGUGGAGUCCGACAGCAUGUCUCCACCAGGGAAACCAGUCCUGCUCGGCUGCAGGUCCCCUGAGAAGGAGACGUUUACCUGCUGGUGGGAGACGGGCUCUGACGGAGGGCUGCCGACUACGCACCACCUCUACUACGAGAGAGAAAGAAUGGAGGGAACGCAAGAGUGUCCAGACUACCUCUCGGCAGGGAGGAACUCCUGCUUCUUUGACAAGGAGCACACCUCCAUCUGGGUCGAUUACUACCUGACAGUGGUGGCCUCCAAUGCCCUUGGGAACGCCACUUCAGACCCCUUUAAGAUGGACGUAAUGGAAAUCGUGAAGCCCAACGCUCCUGAAAACGUCACUCUGCAGGUGAUAGAGAGAGAGGACAAUCCAUAUCUCCAGGUCAGAUGGGAGCGUCCUCAUAACACAGACACCAAGUCCGGCUGGGUCACCAUUAAAUAUGAACUAAGAGUCAAACAAGAGAACAGUGACGAGUGGAAGGAGUACGCGUCAGGUACACAAACCCAGUUCAACCUGUACAACAUCAAUCCUGGGGUAAUGUACACUGUUCAGGUGCGCUGUAAAUUAGACCAUGGUUCAUGGAGCGAGUGGAGCAACUCUACCUCCGGGAAAACCUCUAAAUAUCCUCAGAAUGAGAGACCAUUCUGGAUAUUGGUUUCCACCCUUUCUGCAGUUCCGUUUAUAACAGCAAUGUGUAUCUUGGUGAUGAAGAGGAAAUAUGUGAAGCGAUGUCUUCUGCCCCCUGUUCCUGGUCCAAAAAUAAGAGGAGUUGAUGUUCAACUUCUUAAGAGGGGGCGAUCUGAAGAUGUCAUCAAUGCCCUGAUUGUGAACCAGAGCUUUCCUCUUGUGGUGGCCUGGAAGGACCAGAUUGAGGACUACCUAAUCGUGUCUGAUGAGGGACUUCUGCCAAACCCCUCCAAUUCUCAAAAAAGGAAGAAAAGCUUGAUUAUUCCCUCUGGCUUCCACGUAGACUUGGAAAUCCAAUGUAAGGAGUUAACCCCAGGCCAGAGUGACCGGGAGAAGGCUGAGGAAAGAAAGAAUGAUAUAGAUAACUUUGUAAAAAGCAAUAUGUCCCCUUCAGGGGAGAGGUUAUCUAACAUGGAGCCACCCCAGCUGCCAAUUCAGAAACAGCUGUGCCCAAGUGUAAACUUUUCGAACACAGAGGCAGCAGAUCAGAGUCUGUCAUGUCAUGAUGGUGCUGCAAAGAACACUGUCCAACCUCUGGCAAACAGCGGUUAUGUGGAUAUUCAGAGACAUCAGAACAUACGGGAGGCGGAUUUGAAAGAGGUGGACUAUAGCAGAGUGAUGGAGUCGAAAGGUGACAAUAUUCUCAUCCUCCAGAAAGAAAACGUCCGAGGCUACAUGGACAAUCGUAGACAAGAAGAGAACAUACCAGAGGACUACAGCAGGGUGAAGGAGGUGGACAGUGACAAUAAGGUUCUCCUGCAAAGACAAAAUAUCUCAGUUGACUCUUCCUGUAGGGAGAAGGGUAACCACUACACAGACUGCACCAAUAAGAAGCCAAUAAAUCCUCAUGUAACUGGACCCAGUAAAGUGGGAGUGUGCACAGAACUAAUCGGUAGUGGAUACGUAGAUACUAUCCCUGCACCACCUUUAAUUUAAAGUUUUGUUUCAUAUGCAAUGUCCAAAUACAAAUGACAGAUGUCCCUAGUGAUUUACUAGUGAUUUUGUGAUUGAAGAAAAAGACUAGAGAUAUUCUAUAUUUUUGGUAUCAUUAUCGGAUGGAUAGCCAUUACAUUUGGCACAGGCAUUCAUGGUCAACAGAGGAAGAAUCCUACUGACUUUGUUGAUCCCCUGACCCUUUCUCUGCACCAUGUGCUUAACGUGGUUCAGAAUGUGAUAUCCUGACAGCUAUUAAAUGGAUUGCAGUGAUAUUUAAUACAGAUAUUUUGGUUUUCUUGAGGAUAAAUUUUAACGAAAUUGAUGAUCCUCUGACUUUCCCUCUAGCGCUACCAGUAGGUCAGAUUUUCCACCUAUUCAGUGAAAUAGCUUGACAUCUGCCUGAUGGAUGGGCACAAAAUUUUGUUCUGAUAUGGUUCCAACCCGCAGAUGAAUCCUAGUUACUUUGGUAAUCUCCUGACUUUUCCGCUAUCGCCACCAGCAGGUUGACAUUUUUCACUCCAAGUGAAAUAUCUCAACAUAUAUGGGAUGGAUUACCAUGACAUUUGGUACAGACAUUCAUGU